Molecule: messenger RNA, 1638 nt
Organism: Debaryomyces tyrocola
Lineage: Eukaryota; Fungi; Ascomycota; Pichiomycetes; Serinales; Debaryomycetaceae
Source: the annotation of a GenBank genome assembly
AUGGGAUAUGAAGAAAAGUUGGUCGCACCAGCUUUAAAGCUAAGAUUAUUCUUAGAUAAACUUCCAAACAUUUACAAUAUUUAUGUCAUUGCUACUAUUUCAUGUAUUUCAGGGUUGAUGUUUGGUGUCGAUAUUUCGUCGAUGUCGGCAUUCCUUAGUAAUGAGGCUUACCUUAGCUAUUUUAAUACUCCUAGCACGGAUAUGCAAGGGUUUAUCACUGCUGCGAUGUCGCUUGGAUCCUUUUUUGGUUCUCUUGCAUCUGCAUUUUGUUCCGAACCAUUUGGUAGAAGGGCUUCAUUGUUACUCUGUGGAUUCUUCUGGUCGGUCGGGGCUGCCAUUCAAUCGUCGUCACAGAAUGUGGCCCAAUUAAUUAUUGGUCGUUUUAUCUCUGGUUUUGGGAUUGGUUUUGGUUCAUCUGUGGCACCUGUGUACGGUUCAGAGUUAGCCCCUAGAAAAAUCAGAGGGUUAAUUGGGGGUCUUUUCCAACUUUCUGUUACUUUAGGUAUUUUGAUCAUGUUCUAUAUCUGUUUCGGGUUAGGCCAAAUCAAAGCAGUCGGUUCAUUUAGAACUGCUUGGGGUUUACAAAUUAUUCCAGGAUUAAUAUUGAUCCUUGGUUGUUUCUUUAUCCCAGAAUCACCUAGAUGGUUGGCCAGGCAAAACUAUUGGGAGGAAGCUGAAGAUAUUGUCGCUAGAAUUCAAGCAAAAGGUAAUAGAGAAGAUCCUGAGGUUUUGAUUGAAAUGGCCGAGAUUAGGGACCAGAUUCAGACCCUAGAAAAAGUCAAAUCUUUUACUUAUAUUGAUUUAUUCAGCAAGAAAUAUCUUCUUAGGACCGUGACAGCGGUUUUUGCCCAAAUCUGGCAACAAUUAACAGGUAUGAAUACUUUAAUGUAUUAUAUUGUUUAUGUUUUUGAUAUGGCUGGUUAUCUGGGAGACGCAAACUUGGUAGCUUCUUCAAUCCAAUACUGUAUCAAUUUUGCAAUGACUAUUCCUGCGUUGUAUUUAAUGGAUAAGGUUGGUAGAAGACCAGUGUUGAUGACAGGGGCAGUCUUUAUGAUGGCAUGGCAAUUCGCUAUUGGUGGAUUGUUAUCAGUAUAUGGUGAACCUGUUCAGGAAGUUAAAGGUAAUAAUACAGUCAGAAUUAGAAUCCCAGAAGACCAGUCUCCUGCAGCCAAAGGUGUUAUUGCAUGUUGUUACUUAUUCGUUGUUUCAUUUGCUUCUACUUGGGGUGUGGGUAUCUGGGUUUAUUGUGCUGAAGUCUGGGGUGAUAGUGCCUCAAGACAAAGAGGUGCAUGUGUUGCGACUGCUGCGAAUUGGAUUUUUAACUUCGCUAUUGCCAUGUUCACGCCGCAUGCCUUCAAGACGAUUACUUGGAAAACAUAUAUGAUCUUUGCUACCUUUUGUGGCUGUAUGUUCCUUCAUGUCUUUUUCGUUUUCCCUGAAACUAAAGGUAAAAGAUUGGAAGAAAUUGGACAAAUGUGGGACGAGCAUGUUCCAGCUUGGAAGUCUGCUUCGUGGCAACCACACAUUCCAAUCGUUUCAGAUAAUGAAAUUCACGGAAAGAUGGAUUCUGCGCAUGAUGAACAUUCAUCUCGUUCAGAAUCCACCGAAGAAAAAGCGGCUAUUGAUCACGUUGCUUGA